Molecule: messenger RNA, 396 nt
Organism: Podarcis lilfordi (Lilford's wall lizard)
Lineage: Eukaryota; Metazoa; Chordata; Lepidosauria; Squamata; Lacertidae
Source: the annotation of a GenBank genome assembly
AUGCUGAGCCCGGACCAGGCGCUGGACUCGGACCACCCGUCGUCGGCGCCGUCGGACCCGGAGUCCCUGGAGGCCAAAGGGCUUCGCAGCUGCUGCGCCUCGGACUUGGAGGCGCCCGACGGCGACGGGGCGGGAGGCGGCGAGGGUCGCCCGGGGCCGCACCCUCAGCAGCCGCUGAGCCGCGAGGAGAAGCGCCGCCGGCGCCGCGCCACCGCCAAGUACCGCUCGGCGCACGCCACCCGGGAGCGCAUCCGCGUCGAGGCCUUCAACUUGGCCUUCGCCGAGCUGCGCAAGCUGCUGCCCACGCUGCCGCCCGACAAGAAGCUCUCCAAGAUCGAGAUCCUGCGCCUGGCCAUCUGCUACAUCUCCUAUCUCAACCACGUCCUCGACGUGUAG